UUGGAUGUCAACAGCUCGAGAGAGAAUAAUGAAGUGUAUGGAACAGUUCUGAACGGACAAGCUAGCUCGGCGUGGCCGGAAUCGCAUUUACAAAACGAAAUAAUGUUCCGCUUGCCGAGACCGCUUAAUGCUAACGAUGAAAUAGAAAUUAGUGGAAGAAUGAUUCCAAAUCCAGAAAGGCUUUUUCUCAAUCUAAUGACUGGAACAAAUGUUCCUGAUUAUCACAACAUUGCUUGUCAAGUUGAAGCAAGUUUCUCAGUACAGAAUAUAUUCUUAAGAUGUAUAGAAAAUGGCAACAAAUAUGAAGAAGUUUUAGAUCAAUACCCAGCUGAUUUAUUUCCAGAUUCAGAAUUCAAAUUUAUCAUCAAAGUAAGAGUGAACGGCAGCCAAAUAUUGGAUAUAGAUAUCGGAGAAUCAUAUGCUGGGAGCUUGGAAUUAAAACACAAUUUACGUGACAUAACAUUCUUGUCUCUAAGCAACGAUAUAACUAAAGUCGAUGAAUUAAAGUUUAGAUUUGCUUAG
Danaus chrysippus (African queen) is the source of this 522-nucleotide messenger RNA. The record is from the annotation of a GenBank genome assembly. Lineage: Eukaryota; Metazoa; Arthropoda; Insecta; Lepidoptera; Nymphalidae.